Molecule: messenger RNA, 2109 nt
Organism: Salvia splendens (bonfire salvia)
Lineage: Eukaryota; Viridiplantae; Streptophyta; Magnoliopsida; Lamiales; Lamiaceae
Product: serine/threonine-protein kinase Nek1
Exons: 14
Coding region: 207-1808 (533 amino acids)
Biological process (GO): protein phosphorylation
Molecular function (GO): ATP binding; protein serine/threonine kinase activity
Source: RefSeq, a predicted model, not a curated record
UUGUGAGGCAUAAGCAGGAAAAGAAGAAGUAUGUGUUAAAAAAGAUUCGUCUUGCCCACCAAACCAACAGGACACGGCGAUCCGCACAUCAGGAGAUGGAACUUAUUUCGAACAUGCAAAAUCCAUUUAUAGUGGAGCACAAAGAUUCAUAGGUGGAGAAGGGCUGCUAUGUCUGCAUUGUCAUAGGUUACUGUGAAGGUGGAGAUAUGGCAGAAGCCAUAAAAAUGGCCAAUGGUGUCCAUCUUCCUGAAGAGAAGCUCUGUAUAUGGCUUGUUCAGCUACUCAUAGCACUGGAGUACUUACACAUGAACCAUAUCCUUCAUCGUGAUGUCAAGUGCUCAAAUAUAUUUUUGACGAAAGAUCACGACAUUCGUCUUGGUGACUUUGGACUUGCCAAAAUGUUGAGUUCAGAUGAGCUGGCUUCCUCGAUUGUUGGUACUCCCAGUUAUAUGUGCCCUGAGCUACUUGCAGAUAUACCAUAUGGUUCCAAAUCAGAUGUAUGGUCACUUGGAUGCUGCAUGUAUGAAAUGACAUCCCUUAAACCAGCUUUCAAGGCAUUUGAUAUGCAAGCUCUCAUCAACAAAAUAAACAAGUCUAUAGUUGCUCCACUGCCCGCCAAAUACUCUGGUUCAUUCCGAGGUCUGGUGAAAAGCAUGCUGAGGAGGAAUCCAGAACUUCGUCCUAGUGCUGCAGCACUUCUCUGGCACCAACACCUUCAACCCUAUGUACUCAAUGUUCACCUUAAGCUCAAUUCCCCCAGGCGCACCAGUUUUCCAAGCGAAUGGGCUGAAACAGAAAAGGAUAACACUAGGUCAAUUAGAUUUUCAGAGUCUUCCCGUGGUCCACCUCCAGCAUAUAGCAAGAGACGAUCCUCAUGUGGAAAUGACAGGACUGUAAAUCCAAAUGUAUCUGGAGCUGAGCCAAGUUAUGAUUCUUUCACUAGGAUAACUGAAACAACCAAUCCUUCCAAUCUGCAUCCUAGAACGAAAGAAUUAUUUUCUGGAAGCACGCAUGAACGGACUGUCAUUACAAAAACUGUUACCUCAAAAAUCUCAACAAAACAGAAAGAUACAGAAACAAAAGCUUCCAGUGUUUCAAAAAGAAAGUCAAAGCUCUCAAAGAAUAAUGAACUGCUUCAAGCAUCAAAAAGCGUGGUUAAGAGACCUGUUUCAACCACUCGUAGAGCCUCUCUUCCAUUGCCAGGAAAAGGUGCAGAUCAUUGUCGUCGUGUGCCCAGUCUUGGUCCUCUUGAAAUCAUUGGCAGCAUCAAGUCUCCAGAUGUUUCUGUCAAUUCCCCUCGAAUCGAUAAGAUGUUUGAACUUCCUUUAGGGUCCUAUGUGGGGUCCUUAGGUAUCCGCAGAAGCUCGUUCACCUCCAGAUACCCACAAGGUGACCGUUCUAUCAUGAAAAAUAGAUAUACCAUUGAGUUCCUGGAUAAAUCAGGUCGAUUGAGCUUCAAUAAUUGGCAAGGAGUUCGUUCUACACUACACAAUGAUAAGCAAGAUGGAAGUGAGUCUUCAGAUCAUAAUGCCACUGCUGGUGCCUCAAGCCGAACAUCCUCGGACCAACGACCCCGCAGAAUUGACAUGUCUUCUUACCGACAACGAGCUGAAGCACUGGAAGGCUUGCUCGAGUUCAGUGCAAGGUUAUUUCAAGAAGCGAAAAUUGAGGAACUUGGGGUUUUGAUAAGGCCAUUUGGUCCGGGAAAAGCGUCUCCAAGAGAAACUGCAAUCUGGUUGUCCAAGAGCUUCAAAGAAAAUACCCUCCUGCCAGAAGAUCUUUGCCAUAGGAGCAGCCUGCAUGUAUAGAAUAUAUUUGUGGAAUGACUUUUUAAUGUUCCAAAUUAUUGGCAUGUAAUUUGUUUAGGCAGAACAUGUUAUAGUUUCCUAAUUCGUUUAGGCCAAUUUCAAGUACUGGGUUAGAUAGGAAACCCAUUGUCUGACAUUUUCUGCAGAUUUGGUGCCAACUAUUAAUAUCAGAGAACAUUAUUGAUCCGCUAUAAUCUUUGAGAAGUUUCUGCUAUUUUUGUACUGAUUUUUAUUUUCAGUAGUAUGGCGCUCAUCAUGUCCACUGUUGAGCUCAAGCCUUCAUGACGGCGUCAUGUCCCAA